UCGGUUACAAGGCUCGUUUGCAAAUUAAUGGCUAAAUCAAUUAAAUGAAAGCAUGGGAUUUCUCUUGAGGGAAGUCUAGUCACGGUGGCAGGGAGAAGGGGAGGGGUUGUGGAGCAGGGAUGACAUAAUCACGUUUGCGAAUCACCAGCAGUGUGCAUGCUUUAAUCCAUUAAUGGGGUUUUUAUCUGUGAUCAUAAAAAGCAGGUUACAUUCAGCCUGGAAGGGAGCGAGGGUUGGAGGAGAGGGGAGGGGAGAGAAAGACAGAGAGAGAGAGAGAGAGAGAGAGAGGCAGAAAGCAAGGGAGAAAGAGAGCACAGUUCACUCGGUGGAUUGCUUGCAAGCUUGGGGCUGAUAAUUAGGGAUCUCAGGAGAGCAGCUCCUCAGAAUAACACGCUCUCCUCCAAAUGGACCGACGGCAGACGGUGGUUCAGCCCUGCUGAUAUUUUUUAAGCCCUCCUUGCAGUUUGAUGGGCAUUCCCAGUGCUUUUGUGCACGUCUCGGGAAGCGUUGACGUGGAAAGGAGCAGCGAGGAGGGGGAGGUUGGAGGAGAAAACUGCAGCUCCUCUAAAAAUACGGAGGGCAUGCACGGGAGCAAGCAGGCUGGGGAGGAGGGCGAGGCGGGGGCACCUCGCACCAUGGUCCCCCGGUGCCGGCGCGGCGCAGUUUCGGAGAUGUCCCUGCUGUGACUGGACGCACCAUGAGCAUCUGGGAGCUGCUCCUGGCUUUCGUGGUGGUGCUGCUGAUGCUCGUGGCCCUGCUGGCCAACGUGCUGGUGCUGAUGUGCUUCCUGUACAGCGCCGACAUCCGCAAGCAGGUCCCGGGAUUGUUCAUCCUCAACCUCACCUUCUGCAACCUGUUGAUGGCCGUCUCGAGCAUGCCCCUGACCUUGGCUGGGAUCAUUUACAAAAGUCAGCCGGCAGGAGAUCAGGUCUGCCACGUUGUGGGCUUCCUGGAGACUUUCCUCACCACCAACUCCAUGCUGAGCAUGGCAGCUUUGAGCAUUGACAGGUGGAUCGCUGUGGUCUUCCCUCUAAGCUAUCACUCCAAAAUGAGGUACCGAGACGCCGCUCUCAUUCUGAGCUACACGUGGUUGCACUCGGCGUCGUUCCCCAUAGUGGCAGCUUCUCUCUCCUGGGUGGGUUUCCAUCACCUCUACGCCUCCUGCACGCUCUACAACAAGAGACCAGAGGAUAGGACACAGUUUGUGAUUUUCACUGGGGUCUUUCACGCCCUCAGCUUCCUCCUCUCCCUGGUAGUGCUGUGUUUCACAUAUCUCAAAGUGCUGAAGGUGGCACGGUUCCACUGUAAGCGCAUCGACGUGAUCACUAUGCAGACCCUGGUGCUGCUUGUGGACAUCCAUCCCAGCGUGCGAGAGCGAUGUCUCGAGGAGCAGAGGAGACGGAGGCAGCGGGCGACGAAGAAGAUCAGUACCUUCAUUGGUACUUUCAUCCUUUGCUUUGCACCUUACGUAAUCACAAGACUUGUUGAAUUGUCCUCUGUGGUCCACAUCAACUCCCACUGGGGGAUCAUUUCCAAGUGCUUGGCUUACAGCAAAGCUGUUUCAGACCCUUUUGUGUACUCUUUGCUACGGCACCAGUACAAGAAGACGUGGAAGGACAUCAUAAACAAGAUCCUCAAGAGAAGCUCCAUCAACUCCUCGGCGCUGGCGGGCGAGUCGCACAACCGGAACCUUCCGCAGCUGAACGAGUGAGGAGCCUGGUAUGGCCCCUGUCAGGGGAUAUUUGUGAAGCAACAGCAACUGGCCCACCCCUAGUAGCUCUCCUCAGCUGUCCGGGUUUUGGGAGGCAGCUGUGGGCAGGGUGAAGCCCAGACCGUGUCCCUCCAGCAGCCCGUGUAACAUCCAGGCUGCUCUGGACCUCCUCCCUCCGACUGGAAGAGCGCUAUUGAUCCGUGGUCCUGCAGGCUCCACAAAUACAAAUCUCCCAUUGUUUUCCAUCAGCAGCUGCAUUUAUAGAUUAAAAAAACCAGUCCUCAGCAGAGGGAUUCAUGAAGGUGAUGGGAGCAAACUGCUGCUGGUGUAAGAUUACCCUGAAAAGCUGCACAGGGAUAUUUGUGCUGUGUUUGUCGUUGGCUGCAGGUGAAGCUCCUUCUGAUGUAGCUGCCAACGUGGCUUUACAAAACCACCCCACCCUAGUGGCUUGAGAAGGUUGUGUGUAGAAAAUAUCUUAGUAGGAAAGGCUUAAAAAAAAUAAUCUAAACAUUCAUCCAGUGCCCAAAGCAGUUUUCAGCCUUUUUUGAUAUAUAUUUUAGGAAGAAUCCCAUAGAUUUGAAGGAAGAGAAAAACCACUUUUGGAGUGUGCUGGGUUCAUCUGUGUCCUCUCUAAAUUUUAAAAGUUAUUUACAUAGAAUCCCACUAAUAUCCUUCCCACUAAAUUUCAGGAAAAUACAAAUGGUAGACAGGGUGGAAAGGUCAGGAUGCCUCCUGCCUCCCUUCCAUAGAUCUGAGCUCUGAAUAGCUGGAUUUUGCUCAAAGCUGCAGAUCUGGGCCCUGUGCCCAGGAGGAAAAAUAACAAAUCUCUUUUUCUGAGGAGUUAUUAAUCAUGGGUUUUUUUCCUACUUAAAUGAAAGAUGAACCUAAGUCUGAGUUUCAAGUAUAAUUUCCAAAGCAAGUGGAGCACAAAUAAUAGCCCUCCCUCUCCACCAUGAAAGUGGAGCCAAUAAUCUGAAUCCACAUCUGAAUGUGCAAAUCUCUGGAGGUGUCAGUACAAAUCUUUAUAGCCCUAGAUAGCAGUUCUGCAUAGGAACAUUAUUAACAUUUACCAUGCACUCAAGAUGCCUGCCCAGAUUUUAAAAUAGGCUUGGUUAAUUAGCCUUCAUGAAUGCAAUGGCAGCUUCAAUAACAGCUGACACAACUGGCUGUACUGCCAUCUAUCCCUGCUCAUAUUCCAACUGUCAAUGCCAUUCUGAGGAAAUAAGGCCUCAAAUUGUAAAAAAUGUGGGAUUACUUUUUAGUUGCCACCUUCUCUCAUGAAAGAGAAGGGCUUGGUGUGCUGCGAAAAAAUGUCCACUGUGGAAUUUUCUGGCCUCUGAUUCAAAGCCCAGGCUGGGGACUCAGUGAGGGGCUUCACCCCAGAGUCAGUGAAUGUGGGGUAAUACCUCAGUUAUAAUCUGAAGAUUAUCAGCUGCCAUGUAAAUAAAAAUUUUCAGCUUAAUUCUUAAUUUCAGUUAUAAAAAAUACCAUUAUUACAAUACAAUCCACACAUAAUUAUAGCCACAGAAUUUAAGGAAGCUUUUAAAACACUGCAUUCAAAUGAGCCCUUAGCCAGAUUAAAUAGCCUACCUCAUCUUAAUCAUUUUGCUUCUUAGGCUUAACAUAAUUUUCUCAGGUGCAAUAGAUAAAAACACCCAGUUCAAUACUUGUUUCUUAAGAAAUUCAAGACACAUUGAUGAUUGGAUUGUAUUGGAAUACAGGAUGUUAGAAAGUUGAAUAUUAUUGAGUUUGAAAAGGUAAAAAGCUCCCUAUUGAGCAUGUUUGACUUAAAUUACACCAGGAAAGGCCACAGCUGUUGUAAACUUACACAUGGAGCUGAUGCCAAAGCCAAUGGGAGGUUUGUAUGUCAAUAAUGGCAGCUCCAGAAACAUUUAGACCUUCAAAUUCAAAGAGAGUAAGCUAAUUUCCCAGGAGAAAAAAAGCAUAAUCCAUUUAGGAUGCCUAGUAAAAGAUGGAGAAUACAGCACUGGACUUGUCUCAUCAUGCUUGUGUAUCACAGUCAGUCACUGGUUGAUUUAUAUCCCACCAUGAGCAAUAAAUCUCUCCCCUUGUAUGUGUUUAAAAAUUUGUCUCUCUUUCAUGGUGCCUUUCUUCCAUAAUUAAUCUUAUAACAGAGAAUAGAUAUGAUUUCCCCUUCCUUGCAUCAGCUCUCUGUCAUAUUUUGACCAUCUGAAGCAAGCAGGAGUUGUAAAUGCUGGUGCUUGACAAACUGCCUCAGUACACGAAAUAAAAACACCACCCCAGCAUUUCCUGAUGACAUUUUAUAGGAAACUCAAAAUAUGAUGCUGUGGCUUGUUAAGUGCUAGAUUUUCAGCUGAAUUCUUAUAGGCAACUGGCAAAAUUUUCUAAAAUGUGUGUCUCAGUGAUGAAUGUAGAUAUGAGUAACUAUCUGCCUGCUGAGUAUUAUAUGUACUACACAGCACUCUGACUGGAGUGAGUUAAAAUCAUGCUGGUAAAUGUAAUGCACAGUAUUUAUUAUCUCUGCCCAUGAAGCAGGGCUCUUCUCUUGUCUAACACACGUGUGUGCAAGGAGGGGGGGUGGGGCAAUUUCCAUUUGUUACUUCAAUAUUUUUGAAAAAGUUUGUCGAGUUUGGCUGCAGCCUGUGCCCAAAAUCUGGAGCUGCAUGUGCAAAAUCUGGGCAGCUGCUUAGGCAAUAUGCAGAUUUCUGUUUGUUGUAUCUGUGACCCAUAUGCAGUAUCUACUCCUCACACGCAUGUUCCAUUAACAUUUCCUUCAGAGCUUGUGAAUUUGGCAGGCAGAGCACUGGCAGAUGAGUAAGAGAAUGUAGUCCACCACGUUGUUUUGUGGAUUUUGAGCUUUUCCCUUUGUUCAUUUGAACGGUUUUUACACCAUUUCAGAGCCCUAACUGUGAGCUGGGAUCCUGGUUUCUGUUUUGCUCGUCAGUCAGUUUGAAUGUGAAGAUCUGAAUAAGUGCAAUUGGCAAAAACUAUGAGAGACUGAGAAGGGUUUGUUGAACAAUUAUUAAGUACCAGGCCCUUUCUUGACAUAAAUCAAAAUAAUGGUGGUUUCACCUGAGGAUUGGGUCCAUUAGGUGAUUUUAUCCAGGGUUUAUAGGUUUCUUCUCCAUGUGUAGGGCCCUUUUUUUAUGGUAUUUAAAAAUGGAAGGAUGUUAACAGGAUUUAGGGAGUUCCUCUGAUGUGCAAAUGCUCACUUCCAAUAUCAGGCAGCCACGUAACUAAUUAAGUUCUAUCCCUGUUCUUACACUUUGAGUAGAUGACCCUAAAUUCCUCUUUUCAGUAGCCCCAAAUCAGACUUUUUAGAACUUCCCUUAUGUCUGAAAAAAACCAAACCUACAAACCUAGAGAUUAAAAAUGCUUCAGACAAAUCCUCAUGGAGCCUGAUGGCUGCUGCAGCUGUAGCCACACACAUCCCAGCAUCUCAGGCCAGCUGAGGUCGGAAGGAACCUCAAAAAGCCUCCAAAAGCUCCCAAAAUCCACAUCCCUUCCUCUGGCAAUGAUUUACCCUCUCAGUUUUGCCAGUGCACCUAGAAAAUUAUCUUGAUCUGCUUCAGGCCAACAGUAAAAUCUUCUGGCAAGGAUAUAUAUAUUUUAAUAACUUUGACAAGACAUCUUAGACUAAACUU
This is a messenger RNA of Motacilla alba alba, 5337 nucleotides long. RefSeq names its product G protein-coupled receptor 26 (gene GPR26). Bases 698 to 1711 code for a protein of 337 amino acids. Gene Ontology annotation, molecular function: G protein-coupled receptor activity. Gene Ontology annotation, cellular component: membrane. Gene Ontology annotation, biological process: adenylate cyclase-activating G protein-coupled receptor signaling pathway. NCBI's taxonomy places the organism in Eukaryota, Metazoa, Chordata, Aves, Passeriformes, Motacillidae. The record is from RefSeq and is a predicted model, not a curated record. The transcript has 3 exons.